CGGACUUUCAGCUUUUAUCUGCAUCCCUGCAUAAGGCUCAUUGCUAAAUACUAUUUAGGAUUAACCGUCAGGGACCGAUACUAGCCUGUAUGCACCUGCCCACAAUGCGUUGGUAUUACGCCAGGUUCAUAAAGGCCUCGAACCCCUUCAGCUAUUUCCCCUCCGGGCCAUCCCAUAUUUGGCAUUCAUGUUCUAAGUUACCAGUACUAUGUCUCCAACGAGUGACCCACAUCUCCAUGAGACGACGCCCCUGCUUCAAGAUACGCCCGAGGACCCAAUUCAAGCCCAAGACACCGCCCUGACCGCGCUCGUCGAGCCUCGAUCGCCGAGCACCGUCUACACCCUUAUCGGCGUGGUGAGUUCAGUCGGCAUGUUGAUCGCAGGCCCUCUUCUAGCAGGCAUGUUUCAUCUGGGAAUGGUGCUAGGCGACGUCUGGGUAGGCUUGCUCUUCUUGGUUGCUGCCGGGUUCUAUGCGUUGGCGCUCGCCGGGAUAUCUGCUGUGAGGGUUGGGGCUGUGGGUAGGCAAUGAUGUGUGCGAUUAAGAGUGUCGUUGUGGACUUGCUUCGGUAGAGUU
Aspergillus japonicus CBS 114.51 is the source of this 574-nucleotide messenger RNA. RefSeq lists its product as uncharacterized. NCBI's taxonomy places the organism in Eukaryota, Fungi, Ascomycota, Eurotiomycetes, Eurotiales, Aspergillaceae. The coding region runs from base 209 to 529 and encodes 106 amino acids. The record is from RefSeq and is a predicted model, not a curated record. The transcript has a single exon.